Messenger RNA from Dothidotthia symphoricarpi CBS 119687, 924 nucleotides. RefSeq lists its product as uncharacterized. The transcript is spliced from 2 exons. The record is from RefSeq and is a predicted model, not a curated record. Lineage: Eukaryota; Fungi; Ascomycota; Dothideomycetes; Pleosporales; Dothidotthiaceae. The coding region runs from base 159 to 725 and encodes 188 amino acids.
CGUGUGUGUUCUUUAAGACGAAGUGAAUCGAUCAGCGCGGUUCCAACCACCGUCGGAGAAGGUGCACGAGAGACCUACAUGAAUGGUAGCUGCUUCCAAAUACAGACAACACUCUCCAGAGAACACUUCCACAUCAAGACAAACCACCAUCCCAAACCAUGGCUGAUACCUCACGAUCGCUCAUUUCCACUUUGCAGGCCAUCGCUCUCAUAGCCCCAUCUCUAUACACAGGACUAACAUUCACCUACACCCACGUCGUCAUCCCCCCACUCACGACCCACGCCCCGCCAAAACUCCUCGCAAAACAAUGGCUACAAGCCUACCAAUUCGCGCCCAUCAUCGUCGCGCCCCUGGUCCUACUCGGCGCAUCUAGUAACGCCUUACUCGCAUACCUCACCACCUCGUCGCGCUCAAGACCGCUGUAUAUCGUGGCUGCAGUGGCAAUCGCGAGUAUCAUCCCGUACACAGCGCUGUAUAUGGAGCCUGGCGUGAAUGGGGCGGGGAAGUGGAAGGCGAGGGAGUUGCUGCGUGAGGAGGGCUUUGUGUUGAAGGGGAGGGGACGGGGGACGGAUAGGGAUACGGCGAGUGAGGGGGCGAAGAGGUGGGCGGAGAGCGUGGAUAUGAAGACUAUUGCGGAGACGUGGGCGAGGACGAAUGCGUGGCGGUAUGUGGGGACGGGGGUUGCGACUGUUGUGAGUGCGGCUGCUACUAUUAUGGGGGAGUGAGGGGGUAGGACACUGAAGUGUGAAACCGCAGGAAUAGUGUAUCUGAGAUUGGGAGGGUAGAUCGUCUAAUACGUUGUGUGCUGUAAGUUGGAACUCUAUGGUUGGGUUGUGCGAGGGGAUACUCGCGUGUGUGUGUGUAAAGAGAGACUGACUAAUACGAAUCAAGAACCAAACAUUGUCAAGGUGAACAAUGAACUCC